Molecule: messenger RNA, 1797 nt
Organism: Cucurbitaria berberidis CBS 394.84
Lineage: Eukaryota; Fungi; Ascomycota; Dothideomycetes; Pleosporales; Cucurbitariaceae
Product: DnaJ-domain-containing protein
Exons: 1
Coding region: 1-1797 (598 amino acids)
Cellular component (GO): cytoplasm
Source: RefSeq, a predicted model, not a curated record
AUGGCCUCAGAACCCUUACCUGAUCACUACAAGGCCCUCGGCGUCGACAAGAACGCCGAUGCGGCAACCAUCAAACUGAACCAUCGCAAACUGGUCCUCAAGUGCCACCCUGACAAGGUCACAGAUCCCGCACUCAAGCAGCAGAAGCAGGAGGAGUUCCACCGCAUCCAGGAGGCCUACGAGACUCUCAUCGACACCGAGAAGAGGGCCGAGUAUGAAGCGCAUCUGAGGCUCGAGAUUCUACGAAAGGAGAAGGCAGCAAGAGGAGCCGCCACAUCGAGUGCAGAGAAGACUGCUCGCUUCGAGACACGCACUUCAUCAGGCAAUGCAGCCUUCUCAGCUACCACACCAUCACGCUACUCUACCGAAGAGCGCAAACCUUCUCGCUCAUACGACGAGGAGGAACGAUACUACGACGAGCGCUCUCGUAGCAAGUACGACACCUACCCUGCAUACCCCAAGACUGGCUCAACACCGCGAUCAAGUCGCACGGAGAAGGAGUCAUCUUCUAGGUCUGCUGCCCGUCCUACCCAAGACCGAACACGGUCAGAGCGCACCAAGACGCGCGACAGGGAAACACGAAGCGACCGCAAGUUCAACUCUGUCGAUGAUGAGUCAUCGUCUGACGACAAAGCACGCUAUGAAGCAGACUAUAAGAGGCGCAGCGCUGAAGACGAGGCUCGGAAGCAAGCUACCGAAGCCAGCAGGCGCAAGACAGAGGAUCGACGGUCUUAUGAAGACCCACGCUACGGUGGUUCUAGUGGACGCAAGAUGAGCGUCCAGGAAGAAGAGGCGAUCCGCUAUCAGCACAAGUCUCGCGGACAGGUCGAGGCUGAGAUGUCUCGUCCUUCGCCUACCAGGACUUCCUCGCGAGACUACUAUGGCGAAAGCCGCUCGUCGCGCAAGGAGACUCGACCAGAGCCUGUUCGCAGGUCAUCUGCUGCUCGACCCAAGGAGCGCACAGCUUCCGGCCGUGACAGGGAGCGCGGCAUGCCCGAGAUUGUGGAAUGGAGUGAGCACAGGAGCCCCCCACCCUUCAAGCACUCGUCGUCUUCGCCCGCCAACAUCGAGUUGCCACGCGCGCCACAGCGCUCCUUCACCGAAACGUCUCGUGACCACCAUCAUGCAGAGACCUCGCCACCCCCAUCCUUCCACCGCUCGUCGACGAUGCCCUCAGUCCCGUCAUCGCGUAGAAAGGAAGCGACUGCCCCACGUCCUUCAGGCCUACGUGAGACUAUGACUCCCGAGCACACCACCCCGGAGCGUGACGCCUUCCCAUCUGUCCCGCCAUCUCAGCCUAAUUCAUCCAGAAAGGUUUAUCACUACCCCACGCCGCCUAGCGGUAGCGUGCCCAUUCGCCCAGAAGACAUUUCUACCAGCCAUCGCACCAUUCUGCGCGAGCCAGAACGCCACCGUGCACGCUCUCCCUCGCCACUCUCUCGACCUCCCAUUGGCGCCAAUCGACCUUCCGAAGUCUCCUCAAAAUCGCAGUACGCUACCAAGUCGGCAGUUCCUCCUCCACCGAUGGGCCGCACAACCUCUUCUCGCCACGUCUCGCCUGUUCGGGCCGCCGAAGAUCGCGGACGGACACGGCCAUCGCUCUACGGCGAAAUCGGUCGCUCGGACUCCGAGUACGGUCGUAGCAGAGGACGCCAGGCGAGCUUCAGUCCCGGUCAAGUACAGUAUGCUCCAAGGUUUGGGCCUGAAGAUGUCAAAUGGGCGCCAAGGAGUAGAGAAAGUGACCGAGAGUAUGCUAGUAAACCGUCGUUGGGCAGGACAGCUACAUACGUUUACUAG